AUGUCGGAGAUGUCCGCAUCUACAAUUCCAGAGUCUGUUUUGGCCGGCUCUGGGAGUAUGGGGCCUGCAUCUUACGCUACUAGGUCUCCAGAAGAUGAUGUGAUUCCCACAGCCAUUGUGAUAAAAAACAUUCCGUUCGCAAUCAAAAAAGAGCAAUUACUCGAAGUCAUUUCCAAGAUGAAUUUGCCGCUGCCUUAUGCGUUCAACUACCACUUUGAUAACGGGGUUUUUCGCGGUCUGGCAUUUGCUAAUUUCGCUACCACUGACGAGACGACCCAAGUCGUACACUCGCUGAAUGGGAAAGAAAUAGGUGGUAGGAAACUACGCGUCGAGUACAAGAAAAUGCUACCACAGAUGGAGCGUGAACGGAUCGAGCGUGAAAAGCGAGAGAAACGCGGUCAACUGGAGGAGCAACAUCGCACCACUUCUGCCCUCUCACUUCAAUCUUUGAACAAGUCCUCGAGUGGCGGAAACCCAAAUGCCAAUAGUCCUGGAAAUUCUUUAGCACAGCUAUCUACCAAUGACGGUUCUAAUGCCACUGUCCAACGUCCUCAAACACCAUCCGAGGGUCUUUCAAAUAUCGCAAACCAGAACAUACCACCACCACUAUCCUCCAACGCAAGCUCUCAAAUGUUUCAUAACUUUGUUAGCGGAGGGAGCAGCAAUGCCACAGGUGCUCCUACAAAUCCUUUAAUGUCACCUCAACCUUCAAUGACCCCACAACCGCUUUUAUCUGCCCAGAACACUGCAACGUCCAUGGCUUUACCAUCUAAUUCUCUAGCUGCAAGCUCCUCAGAACGUUAUUAUGCUCCUCUUCCAGCCUCGACUAAUUUGCCCUUGCCUCCACAGCAGUUGGAUUUCAAUGACCCUGACAUUUUGGAAAUAUACUCCCAACUAUUACUUUUCAAAGAUCGCGAAAGAGCAUUCCAUGAGUUGGCAUACCCAGUUGGACUUUCCGCCACCCACAAGCGUGUCAUCAACGUGCUGUGCUCGUUUCUGGGAUUAGUCGAAGUCUAUGAUCCUAGCUUCAUAAUUAUUCGUCGCAAAAUUUUGGACCACGCUGCUUUGCAAUCACACUUGCAGCAAGAGGGUCAAUUAUCUUUGAUGCAACCUUUGCAACCCAGCUCUACAGGCGGUUCUGGAAUGUCCCGUUCCCACUCGUACACCUCCCUGCUACAAGCCCAUGCUACAGCAGCAGCAGCAGCAGUAAACAAUAAUAAUGUCGGACAAGGUGUUCACAUUCCACCACCUUCUCAAUCCCCUCUUCUUCAGCCCACCGCGGUGCAUCAACUAGACUCGCAAAACCAGCAGCAGCAAUCAAUCUUGAGACCACCGUCUACACAGACGCCAUCGUCUUCGAUCCUACAGAACAGAAUUCCCACUGGAUAUGCGAACAAACACACAACACCAUCUGCUUCGAACAAUCCUUUGCUGAGAAAUGCAGGUGUGUCUCCUACCACUGGACAAGUACAACCUAAUACUACUCAACGGAUGCCAUCUUUCUAUUCUCAAACGCCUUCUACGCCUAAUUUGAACGAGAAUCGUUACAACAGUACACAAAAUCUGGUUCCACAACACACCAACAGCAGUUUUCAUUCCAACUACUCUGUACACUCGUUUCACGAUCCUUCGUCUGCAGCUGCAGACUCCCAGAACCACGGAAUGAUGUACGGUUCUGCGUCGCAGUUAGGACUAGGUCCUGAAUUGGAAGGCGAUCUAAGCCGGUCGCUAAGUGGACUUGACAUUCAGGGAAAGAGGAACUUGUGGGGAUAA
This is a messenger RNA of Lachancea nothofagi CBS 11611, 1773 nucleotides long. The record is from the annotation of a GenBank genome assembly. Lineage: Eukaryota; Fungi; Ascomycota; Saccharomycetes; Saccharomycetales; Saccharomycetaceae.